Mucor velutinosus is the source of this 501-nucleotide messenger RNA. Its product is annotated as ribosomal protein S15. The coding region runs from base 1 to 501 and encodes 166 amino acids. NCBI's taxonomy places the organism in Eukaryota, Fungi, Mucoromycota, Mucoromycetes, Mucorales, Mucoraceae. The record is from RefSeq and is a predicted model, not a curated record. Gene Ontology annotation, cellular component: cytoplasm. Gene Ontology annotation, molecular function: inositol diphosphate tetrakisphosphate diphosphatase activity; phosphatase activity. The transcript is spliced from 4 exons.
AUGAUAGACAAAGUAACAGAAGAGUCAUCCAAUGCUUCCAAUACAGCGACUGAAGAAAAUACAGUGACAACCAUACCCAAAGCAUUACCUGACCCAAAUUGGUCCGUCUUGGAUACGUUCAACGUGCACGACGACACUGAAUUAUUUGAAGAAGCUUUGAUUCCUCCCGAAAACUUCAACAUGGUGUGUGAGCAUGUGUAUCGAUCAUCGUUUCCCAAGAAGAAGCAUUACAAAUUUCUAGAAAAGCUAAAAUUGAAAAGCGUGCUAACACUCAUUCUGGAAGAGUAUCCAGAGCAAAAUAUGAAGUUUUUAGAAGAGCAGAAUAUACAAUUCUUGCAGUUUGGUAUAGCAGGAAACAAGGAGCCAUUUGUGCAAAUUCCAGAAGACAAGAUCAGUGCAGCAUUAGCAGCACUACUAGAUAAACGAAACCACCCCAUCUUGAUUCACUGCAACAAGGGAAAGGUACAAUCUACGUGGCUUGCAAGUAGACGACAUGUCUAG